UUAUAGUUUUCCUGACUUAAAGACAACUUCAAGUAGUAGUUUAAAAACGAACGUCUUAGAAACCGUAACAAGAAAAUAUGAUAAAACCAUUAUCAGAGGAAUUACAAAAAGUUGCAGAAACUGAAUUAUCAGAAGUACCAAAAAGAAUACCCGAUGAUUUGUUAGCUUUGAAAACUUGGCUGCAACAGCAACCACAUUUAAAAGCCCGUCAAGAUGAUCAGUUUUUAAUACAAUACCUGCGUGGCUGUAAAUACAGUUUAGAAAAGGCGAAAACCAAAUUGGAUCUGUUUUUUACCUUGAAGACAAAAUUUUCGGAAUUUUUAAAUGUCACCAAUGUACAUGAUCCCAGCUUUAGGAAAAUGUAUAAUUAUGGACUUUGCGGACCUUUACCCAGGCCAUUGAACGAUAAUGGUGCUCGCAUUUAUUAUACCAAAUAUGAGGGUGAUGUCGCUAAGGGUCUAGUUGAUUUCGAUGAACUUUAUCGUGUUACAAAUGCUAUGCAUGAAAUUGUUAUUAUGGAUGAUCCUUAUGCCUGUAUAAAUGGUAAUAUUUAUAUAAUGGAUUUGAAAGGUAUCACCUUAAAUGCGGCUUCAAAAUAUACUCCAAUAUUUUUACGUAAACUUAUACAAUUUUAUGAGAAAUCUUUACCUUUACGUAUUAAGGGUGUUCACUUUAUAAAUACGCCGGGAUUUUUCCAUAGUGUUUUAAAUAUUGUGAUGCCGCUGUUGUCGGAGAAACUGAGACAAAGGAUUUCCGUAAACGGUCAAAACUAUGAAAGUUUAUAUAAAAUAGUACCCAAGAAAUACUUGCCCCAGCACUUGGGCGGUGAAAAUGGUUCAAUGGAUGAAAUUUUCAAAGAAUUUGAUAAAAAAUGGUUGGAAUAUGAGCAUUAUUUUAAGGACAAUAUCAACUAUGGAACCAAUGAAAAAUUACGUCCUGGUAAACCAAUCGAUUUUGACAGUAUGAUUGGUAUGGGUGGCUCAUUCCGUAAAUUAGAUAAUAUGUUACAAAUAAAAUCUUUACCGCCUGAAUUGCAAAAGGUGGCAGAAACUGAAUUGGGUGAACUAACCCGUAGAAUACCAGAUGAUUUACAAAUCCUUAAAACUUGGAUUGAACAACAGCCACAUUUGAAAGCUCGCUUAGAUGACCAGUUUUUAAUUCAAUUUUUGCGUGGCUGCAAGUAUAGUUUGGAAAGGGCUAAAAACAAAUUGGAUCUUUUCUUCACUUUGAAAUCAAAAUUUCCCGAUUUCUUUAAUAUAACUGAUAUAAAUGAACCUAGUUUCAGGAAAAUGUAUAGUUAUGGUCUGGGUAUUCCUUUGCCACGCCCCCUUAACGAUUCAGGUCCUCGGAUAUUUUUUAUGAAAUUUGAAGGUGAUGUAGCCAAAGGUCUGGUCGAUUUUGAUGAACUUUAUCGUCCUACAAAUGCUAUGCAUGAAAUUUUAAUUAUGGAUGAUCCUUAUGCCUGUAUAAAUGGCAUUAUAUAUAUUAUGGAUUUGAGAGAUAUUACCAUAAAUAUGGCAGCCAAAUAUACCCCUUCAUUUCUGCUUAAAGUUGUGCAAUUUUAUGAGAAAUCUUCACCUCUACGUAUUAAGGGAGCACACUUAAUAAAUACCCCGACAUUUUUUCACAGUGUUUUAAGUCUUGUGAUGCCGUUAUUUUCCGAAAAACUAAGAGAAAGGAUAUCUAUUAAUGGUCAAAAUUACGAGAAUUUAUAUAAAAUAAUACCCCAAGAAUAUUUCCCCUCGCAUCUGGGUGGUAAGAAUGGUUCAAUUGCUGAUCUUUUUAAUGAUUUCGAACAUAAAUGGACAGAAUAUGAGAAUUACUUUAAAGAAAAUAUCAACUAUGGCACCAAUGAACAAUUGAGACCUGGUAAACCUCUCGAUUUUGGAAGUAUGUUCGGUAUGGGUGGUUCAUUUCGUAAAUUGGAUAAAACAGACAUGUCCACCGUUAGACCUCUGACCGAGAAAUUACAAAAAAUUGCUUGUCAGGAACUGAAUGAACAACCGGAAAGGCUACAGCAAGAUUUAGCAAAAUUUAAAGAAUGGAUUGAAAAACAGCCACACUUGAAAGCUAGAACUGAUGAUCAGUUUUUAAUCAGUUUCCUAAGAGGCUGUAAACACAGUUUGGAAAAGGCUAAAAUAAAAAUCGAUCGUUUUUAUACGUUAAAAACCAAAUAUCCCGAUUUUUAUACCAUACAUAAUAUGGAGAAAACAAAAAUUAGAGAACUUGUUGAAUUGGGUAUUGGUCUAUCAUUGCCCAUACCUUUGAAUGGCACUGGUCCUCGUAUACUCUACAUACGUACCGGUCACUAUCCCACCGAUAAGUUUUCAUUUGCUGAUGUUAUGUGUGUUGCAAAUGCUCUGCAGGAGUUGUGCAUGCUUGAAGAUGACUAUUGUGUAGUUUGUGGUUAUGUUCAAGUAUUGGAUAUGUCUGAGUAUAGCGCGGCCCAUAUGCUACAAAUGACUCCAACUGUGGUUAAGAAAAUGUCUACAUUUGCUGAAGAUGCAAUACCUUUGCGCAUCAAUAUGCCAUCAAGUUAUGAAAAGGUUUUUAAUAUGUUGAAGCCUUUGAUGCCGUUGAAACAGCAAGAGAGGAUGUUCGCUCAUGGAAGCAAUUUAUCAUCUUUAUACGAACACAUUCCUCAAAAAUAUUUACCCCAAGAAUUGGGUGGUGAAAAUGGUUCUAUAGAGGAAUUAACCAAGGAGAUAAAGGAAAAUUUUAGCAAACAACAAGAUUAUUUCCUAGAUGAUCACAACUACAGAGUAGAAGAAAAACUACGUGUGGACAAGAUCAUCAAUUACGAUGAUGUCUUUGGUAUAGAUGGAACAUUUCGUAAAUUAAAUGUAGAUUAAAACAAGUAAUAUUUCUAUAUUCGGCUGUGCCGAAUCUUAUUUACCCUUCACCAAGUAUGUUUAAAAAAAAACAGUUUUUAUUUAUUUUGUAUCUCUGCACACAUGUCACACAUAAC
Molecule: messenger RNA, 2968 nt
Organism: Lucilia cuprina (Australian sheep blowfly)
Lineage: Eukaryota; Metazoa; Arthropoda; Insecta; Diptera; Calliphoridae
Cellular component (GO): membrane
Molecular function (GO): phosphatidylinositol bisphosphate binding
Source: RefSeq, a predicted model, not a curated record